AUGGCGACCAUGGCGAACCACGAUCGCGAGACAUCGCUUCCAAUAUGCCAGAACUGCUCGACGUCGACAACGCCGCUAUGGCGACGCGACGAGAUGGGCUCCGUGCUGUGCAAUGCCUGCGGUCUCUUCCUCAAGCUGCACGGCCGCCCGCGGCCGAUAUCCCUCAAGACCGAUGUGAUCAAGAGCCGGAACCGCGUCAAGACGUCGAUGCGCCCGGACAUGCUGAAGAAAAAGGUUGGUGCUUUUUGUUGUUUUGGUUCGUUAUUUUCCGAGGGGCUACACCGUCGGAUAAGGGAUCGAGAUAUCGCGCCUCGGUGCAAACUGGCGGAGCAAACUCGAGGCGCAUGCGCGCGCUGUCUUUCGCACCGCAGGACGAUUGUUUUGUCUUUGAUUUUUUUUGUGCUGUCUACAUGCUCAUACGGGAUUUCUUUCUCCCACAAACAGAAUAAUGCCGCUGCUGCAGCCGCUGCAGCCGCAGCCGCCGCCGCGACCAUGGUCGGCGAUCCGAACGGCGUCGUCGACCUCCAGAGCCAUGCCUAUGCCGCCACUGCCGCCCUCUCGCGACGCACACCCCAGAAGGGCGCUAACGGCCACCACCUUGACACCGACUCGCCCAUGUCCGGCGCCGGCACCCCCAGCAUAUACAACGCCCAUGCCUCCUCCUCCUACCCCAUCCUCGACGACGGCAACUACCAGGGCCAACACCUGCAGGCGUUUGCCACGGCCGGCGACGGGUCCGGCCAGCACGAUGCGAACGGCGACGGCGGCCCCCAGACGUCGGAUCAACUGGCUGCGACAAAUUCCAGCUUGAAGACGCGGGUCGCCGAGCUCGAGGUCAUCAACGACUUUAUCACGCGACGCCUAGGCCACUACGAACCUGUGUACGGCAGCGGUGCCGGCCAGGACGGCCAGGACGGUGCUCAGCAGGGCGACGAGACGCAGCUGCGGUCGCAAAUCGAGCUCUUGACGCAGUCGGAGCGGCAACUGCGCACCGAUCUGGAGGAGGGCCACCGCCGCGAGAAUAUGAUGAAGCGCCGCCUUGACGAGCUCGAGCAGGAGCUCAAGGAGGCCAAGGAUGCCCUCAGUGUCUACGAGGGCGACCGCGCAAAACGGCCCCGCCUUGGCGAGGCUUCCACUUCCCUGUCGGGAACGGCAGCCGACGCAUUGACUGCUGCUGCUGCUGUUGCUGCCGAUGCCGGCGAUUCAUCUGAGGCUGCGGCGCCGACGGCGGACGGUGUGACCGCCGCUGCAACUGCCGCUGCUGUGGCUGCUGCCGUUACUGCCGCGGCAUCCACGGAAGCGGCGGCCGAGACUACCACACCGGCCGUCGCCGACGAGGCCAAGCCGGAGCCUGUCGCGGCGGACACCAACGAUGCCAGCGCAUUAGAUGCUGAGGCCGCCUCUACGGCGCUUGCUGCACUAACGGCCGCCACGGCAGACAAUGCGCUGGAGAACGCGUCGGCACAAGAUGUGGCCGCUGCUGCUGCUGCGGUCGCUGCUGUGGCCAGCGAUGCGGCGCGGAACGCCACUGAAGGUCCCACGUCGCCGAAGCCAUAG
Messenger RNA from Sporothrix schenckii 1099-18, 1557 nucleotides. RefSeq lists its product as uncharacterized. Gene Ontology annotation, biological process: negative regulation of transcription by RNA polymerase II; positive regulation of transcription by RNA polymerase II. NCBI's taxonomy places the organism in Eukaryota, Fungi, Ascomycota, Sordariomycetes, Ophiostomatales, Ophiostomataceae. The coding region runs from base 1 to 1557 and encodes 518 amino acids. Gene Ontology annotation, molecular function: RNA polymerase II cis-regulatory region sequence-specific DNA binding; DNA-binding transcription factor activity, RNA polymerase II-specific; zinc ion binding. The transcript has a single exon. The record is from RefSeq and is a predicted model, not a curated record.